CGGCAGCCAGGCCAUUCUUGUGUAUUUUCUUAAGUACAGCCACAUGAAGGGAAGGAUGCUUGCCGUCCUUCCUCUCCUCCUUACCGCGGCUGGUAAGCUCCCUGUUGCGUCAGGCGCACAGCCCUGCAGCCAGCUGAUGGAGGUGUGCACGGAGACCGAGUGCUGCCUGGACUACGGGGCCAUUUGCAAACAGAAAACGAAGGUCUGCACACACCCGAAGUAACGCCCGCCUUGCCUCCAAGGCGAACGCCUCCUUGUUUGUCGUUGGCAGGGCGGCUUUGCUCAGUGUCGCCCUGCAAUCGAGCAGUGCCCUCCCCCUGAUGCUGUUGACUCUUUCUGGUACCUCAGAAGCCGAAGGAAACAGACAAGCACCUCUGUUUGUCCCUGUCUGUCUCUGCCUGCCUGCAGGACUUGCACCAACCUCGAGAAGGCCACUUCUGGGCCAAAGCUUGGCACAGUGGAGUUUGCCCUCCUCUAUGACAACCGAUUUGGCCCCUCGAUGGAAGGCAGUAUUUACGAGAAAACACCACUGGUGCCACACACAAUGCAAGGGGCAGAGCAAACACCACACCCACCCCUGUGUCUUUGUGUGUGUGUGUGUGUGUGCGCGCGCUUCGGUUCAUCCUGUGCCUGCAGUAUCAGAGCCGCCACCAGAUCAUGUACCAGCAGAAUGAGAUGCAGGACUUCACCUUCCUCGCGACGGCUUCCAACGACACGACGUCGGUUUUGUUCGAGUUCCUCGACUGGCAACAAUACACCAUCUCAGCGACCGACGGCCGAUCGCCCAACGGUGAUCAGUCAACGCCCUUCUCAGCAUUCGGCAAGAAAGAGGCCGCCUCGCCGGAUGCGGCCGGCGUCCAGUUCCUUGGCGCGCCCCGUUGGGUCAAGGAGCUGAGUGGUUGUGGGGGCGACUAUACGUUGAGAGCGACUCCCUACGACGUGCACGGAGAGGCGGGCCUCGCAAAACACUUCUCGAGUAGGUUUGUCCGGGGGAAGGGGGAGUGACUCGCUCGCUCGUCGCAUAUCUGAUGUUAUUGUCUGCUGGCGCUCAGUCCGUCUGCUGCCGUCGUGUGAAUGCAUUGACUACGGUAAGCAGGAGGGACAAUACAACGAAUGCGCUGCGCAUCCUUCUGCCAACUGCGCUUUGCCCGUCUCUCCAUUCAGAGCCCGUGUUAAGGGGUCUCGAGUUCAUCGCCCUCAGCAGUGAUGGCACGCCGCGCAAGCCACCUGCAGCCAGCAGAGCGCCAUCUCCAAAGAAGCCGUCCAACCUCCGGCGGGCGCAGCUGACCGAUGAGGACGAUACGGUGGCCCCUGCCCAAUCGGUUCGGAACUCGGUGCUGCUCAAGCAUGGCUUCACCUAUGUAAUUGACACGACCAAGACAUUUCCUGGGGCCAACUUCACCGUCAAAGCCACUGAAUGCGAGGCAUCUGACACCAGCCCGAUUUCCAAGGUGGAGUGGAUUCUGAUGGACAGUCGCCGGAAGAAGAUCAAGACUAGCUUCGACGAGACCGCCCCGUAUACUCUGAUGGGUGAUGUCGACGGCGAGAACUUCACGCCUCUCCCGGAGGGGAUGGUGUUGGAGGGCGGCAGGUUUUAUGUUCGGGCACUGCCAUAUGAUCACGAGGGCAAGCCAGGACCAAAGGAAUUUGCGGUGGACAUCAGAAGUACGACAGAAGAGAGAGAAAGAGAGAGAGAGAGAGAGAGAGGAAGGAGGGAAUAGAGAGAAACAGAGGGAGACAGCCACCGCGGGUGUACGUGUUGUGUUGUGUCCUGCGAUGGAUGCUGUGGGUGAUCAGUUGACAUCGUAUCUGGGGAUGGCGAGAUGGCAGUCGAUGAGGCUGAGCCUGCUGAGGCAGUGAUUGAGCUGAUAGAUGAAGAGGAACCGACAGCAUCGCCAUUUGACGCAGACGCACAGACCGAAGAGCGCUCUGCCCCCCAGUCUAAGGAGGAUAUUCGCCUCGAUGAGGCGCCCUUAUCGCCAUGGUAGACAAGUGGUAUGUGAGUGUAUGUCGGAAGCUGAGCUGGAACACCAUCCAAAGGGCUGGGCGCUCGCGAUGUACACUCUGGAGAAGCAGGUCGUUUGGAGUAGGGCAGGGCUGCGUGUUAACUGCUGGUGACUACGGUAUUUGCAGAAAGGCUGUUGCUGCUAGGACUUGUAUCAUGUGUGUGUGUGUGUGUGUGUGUGAUCAUGAUGCCUUUUUUGCGCUGAUACCUCGGCGCAUGUCACCGUUUGUCUUGCAUUCAUGUCGAGUGUCAGACAGCGAGUGGCAGACACGCCGUCACGGGUGUGUUAGUGGCGGGGGCGGGUGAAUGGAACGCUAGUUAGUCGGCGAAAAACAAUCACAUGGUCUUUCAUUUCUGCAUACAAUGUUG
Vitrella brassicaformis is the source of this 2374-nucleotide messenger RNA. The record is from the annotation of a GenBank genome assembly. Lineage: Eukaryota; Vitrellaceae.